AUGCUGGAAAGCGGGCAGAUCUCGCCCGUCGAGCUGACUCGCGCCUUCCUUGAUCGCAUCGACGCCCUCGACGACGCGCUGAAAUGCUACAUCACCAUUCUGCACGACGACGCUAUGGCGGACGCGCGACAAGCCGAAGCCGAAAUCCUGCGCGGCGACUAUCGCGGCCCCAUGCACGGCAUCCCCAUCGCGCUCAAAGACCUCUACGACACCGCAGGCAUUCGCACCACCGCAAGCUCCAAGGUGAUGGCAGACCGUGUUCCCACCGAGGACGCCACUACAACUGCGCGCCUGAAGGCAGCGGGCGCGGUGCUGCUCGGCAAGUUGGCGAUGCACGAGUUUGCGCUCGGCGGUCCCGACGAGACGAACGGCUUCCCCCUCGCGCGCAACCCAUGGAACCUCGACCACAUCCCCGGCGGCUCCAGCAGCGGCUCGGGCGCGGGCAUCGCAGCCGGGCUCUGCAUGGGAACGCUCGGCUCCUGCACCGGCGGCUCCAUACGCGGUCCUGCAGCAUUCUGCAGCAUCGCCGGCAUCAAGGCGACAUACGGGCGCGUCAGCCGCUACGGUGUCGUGCCCUUGAGCUGGACCCUCGACCACUGCGGUCCCAUGACCUGGACAGUGGAAGACUCCGCCAUCAUGCUGCAAGUCAUCGCAGGCUACGACUCCAAGGACCCGACCACAAGCCAGGCGCCCGUCCCGGACUAUACGGCGUCGCUGGUAGAGGACAUCGAGGGCUUGCGAAUCGGUGUCCCUCGCCACUUCUUCUUCGCUGACGACCCUACCAUCAAUAAGGAUGUUCUCGCCGCUGUGGACGACGCACUGAAGCACGCGGGCGCGGCGCAGCCCGUCAUCAUGCUCAGCGAGGCUUUCGCGUACCACCAGAACAACCUGCGCGCCAAGCCCGAGCUGUUCGGCGAGAUGGUCAGGGCGCGCUUCAGGACGGGCGGGCUGUUCUCGUCCGGCGACUAUGUGCAGGCGCAGCGCGCCCGCAAUGUGCUCAAGCGCGAGUUCGCCGACGUGCUGAGGAAGGUCGAUAUAGUGGCGUCGCCCACCAUGUCCAACCCCGCGCCGCGCUUUGACGCGAUGGACGCCAUGACUACAUCGCGCGUCCCUAGCUUCACCGGCCCCUACAACCUCACCGGCAUGCCCGCCAUAUCUGUGCCCUGCGGCUUCACAUCGGAAGGCCUCCCAGUCGGCUUCCAGAUAGCAGGUAAGCCCUUCGACGAGCCAACCGUCUUCCGCGCCGCCUACGCCUACGAACAGAGCGCCCGCCACUUCGAGCAGAGGCCGUCGAUUUAA
Molecule: messenger RNA, 1299 nt
Organism: Geodia barretti
Lineage: Eukaryota; Metazoa; Porifera; Demospongiae; Tetractinellida; Geodiidae
Source: the annotation of a GenBank genome assembly